Molecule: messenger RNA, 1302 nt
Organism: Orycteropus afer afer
Lineage: Eukaryota; Metazoa; Chordata; Mammalia; Tubulidentata; Orycteropodidae
Gene: TBC1D20
Product: TBC1 domain family member 20
Biological process (GO): endoplasmic reticulum to Golgi vesicle-mediated transport; positive regulation of GTPase activity
Cellular component (GO): endoplasmic reticulum membrane
Molecular function (GO): GTPase activator activity
Source: RefSeq, a predicted model, not a curated record
UCCUCACGGCUCGGUCACCAGCCGGGGCUCGGGCCCGGGCCCGGGCCCCCGGGGCAUGGCCCUCCGGAGUGCUCAGGGUGAUGGUCCCGCCUCCAGCCGCUGGGCCGGCGGCACACUGAAGGCAGACUUUAACGCCAAGAGGAAAAAGAAAGUGGCAGAGAUAUACCAGGCUCUGAACAGCGACCCCACUGAUGUGGCUGCCCUUAGACGCAUGGCUAUCAGCGAAGGAGGGCUCCUGACAGAUGAGAUCCGUCGAAAAGUGUGGCCCAAGCUCCUCAACAUCAACACCAAUGACCCACCUCCUCUAUCAGGGAAGAACCUACGGCAGAUGAGCAAGGAUUACCAACAAGUGCUGUUGGACGUCAGGCGAUCUUUACGACGAUUCCCUCCUGGGAUGCCAGAUGAACAGAGGGAAGGGCUCCAGGAAGAGCUGAUCGAUAUUAUCCUUCUCAUCUUGGAGCGGAACCCUCAGCUGCACUACUACCAGGGCUACCAUGACAUUGUGGUCACGUUUUUGCUGGUGGUAGGCGAGAGGCUGGCAGCAUCCCUGGUAGAAAAAUUGUCUACCCACCACCUCAGGGAUUUUAUGGAUCCAACAAUGGACAACACCAAGCAUAUAUUAAACUAUCUGAUGCCCAUCAUUGACCAGGUGAAUCCAGAACUCCAUGACUUCAUGCAGAGUGCUGAAGUGGGGACCAUCUUUGCCCUCAGCUGGCUCAUCACCUGGUUUGGGCACGUCCUGUCUGACUUCAGGCACGUCGUGCGGUUAUAUGACUUCUUCCUGGCCUGCCACCCUCUGAUGCCCAUUUACUUUGCAGCUGUGAUUGUGUUACACCGUGAGCAGGAAGUCCUGGACUGUGACUGCGACAUGGCCUCGGUCCACCACCUGCUGUCCCAGAUCCCCCAGGACCUGCCCUACGAGACGCUGAUCAGCAGAGCGGGAGACCUGUUUGUUCAGUUUCCGCCGUCCGAGCUUGCUCGGGAGGCAGCUGCGCAGCAGCAAGCCGAGAGAACCGCAGCUUCUACCUUCAAAGACUUUGAGCUGGCAUCCGCCCAGCAGAGGCCUGACAUGGUGCUGCGGCAGCGCUUUCGGGGACUUCUGCGGCCUGAAGACCCAACAAAAGACGUCCUGACCAAACCAAGGACCAAUCGCUUCGUGAAACUGGCAGUGAUGGGGCUGACCGUGGCGCUUGGAGCGGCUGCUCUGGCUGUGGUGAAAAGUGCCCUGGAGUGGGCCCCUAAAUUCCAACUGCAGCUGUUUCCCUAAAAGCCAGAGAAGAUGCUUCCUUUAUGUUAAAUUAA